Molecule: messenger RNA, 1742 nt
Organism: Mercurialis annua (annual mercury)
Lineage: Eukaryota; Viridiplantae; Streptophyta; Magnoliopsida; Malpighiales; Euphorbiaceae
Product: nuclear transcription factor Y subunit A-3-like
Exons: 7
Coding region: 448-1383 (311 amino acids)
Biological process (GO): regulation of transcription by RNA polymerase II
Cellular component (GO): CCAAT-binding factor complex
Molecular function (GO): RNA polymerase II cis-regulatory region sequence-specific DNA binding; DNA-binding transcription factor activity, RNA polymerase II-specific
Source: RefSeq, a predicted model, not a curated record
UUGCCUUUAUGGGUUUUCAUCACUAAAAUAUUACUAAAAUAAUAAAGAAAAAGACUUUAAUUUUUGUUUGUUUGGAGAGAAAAGGAAAGAGAAAAGUUUUGGAAUGUAUUUGGUUUUAAUAAGAAAGUGUGUAUGUGUAUAUUUGGUUGGUGUAGAGAGAGAAGUUGAAAGAAAAGAGACAAACAUGCCCAAUUUCUUCCCAACAAUCUAAAUUUUCUUGACUUGCAGUAAUUAUUUUCUUGCUUGAUUCUUGAGUCUUCACUUACUACUACUCUUCACUUCUUACUCACCAGAUCCCAAAGGUGGGUUUGUGUUAUUUGCUGUGCAUGUGAGGUUUUUUCAGCCUUUUUUCUCCGAUAGCUACUCAGUAAUCUCGAGAGCCAUCCAAAAGAAUCUCGUGAGUUAUUAAGGAUUGCCUUCAAAUUUGGGGUCACAAAGAUCAAUUAGAUGGCUGUACAAAUGCAGAAUUUGCCCAAGAAAAGUUUUAAUCAAGCCCAGUUUACUUAUAGCUGCCCAUCGUGGUGGAACUCAAAUGAACAGCAAACUCCACUGCCUUCAUCCAGGAAUAUAAGCUUUAAAGUGGAAUCUUCACCCCAACUGUACCAUGAAGCAAAGAAUUUAGGUCUGCAACUCUUGGACCAGGAUUCAUCUUCAUCUCAAUCAAUUGAUCAGUCUCACAAUGAAGUAGCUGCUGUGGGAGGGACCAGUUCACAAGAUCAAUGUAUUUCAUCUGAAUCUGGCGAAGAUGAAAGUUGUGGGAAGAGUGCAGAAGGCAGGAUGAAGCCAGUUUUCAUGUAUGGCACUCCUGAAAUUGCGCUUAAUCCUUCACAAGCUGACAAUAGUCAUUCACUGGCUCACGCUCCAUUUUCCUAUGCUGAUUACUUUGGGGGAUCGUUUAUCUCAUAUGGACCGCAGGCUAUAUUGGGUACUCAGCUUAUGGAGAUGACUGCUGGACGAGUCCCUCUUCCUCUUGAUCUUGCUGAUGAUGGACCCAUAUAUGUCAACGCUAAACAGUACCAUGGAAUACUUAGGAGGAGGCAAUCUCGUGCAAAGCUAGAGGCUCAGAACAAACUUGUCAAAGCCAGAAAGGUAUACAAGCCAUAUCUUCACGAGUCUCGCCAUCAGCAUGCUCUAAAUAGGGUUAGGGGAUCCGGCGGGCGAUUUGUCAGCAAAAAGAAAGUCAGAGAACUGGAUCCUAGUAUUACCUCUAGCAGGCAAGGUGGGUCAGAUCGUAUCCGCCCGCAACAGGAGGAGACUUCAGAAAAUGAAAGGCAUCACUACUCGAGAACUAUCAAAUCUGGUGCUUCGAACUACUCAGGCAUAUCCAUGCGCUUCGGUGGAGGCAUGCAAUCCAAUCGGGGCCUUAUGUACAGUGGAACCUAGCGCUGUGCAGGCAUCAAACGUCCGGUAACUAAACUGGACGGGCAAUUCAUCCUUGGCUUUAUCUACUUACUUCAGAAUUGUGUUUAUUAUUACAAGUGCAUCAACUAAAGAGUGCUGUUUGCUUCGACAAACAAUCUGGUUGUGUUUGUGAUUCUACAUUUGAUGGUCAUCCAUCAAAGGGUUGCUUUUGAAUGUUAAAUUUCACUAUGAAGUUUUACGUUUGCUUUCAUACACCAUCAAAUACAUUAUGUGACUCAACAGAAAGCUUUGAGCUUGCUUGUAGUAGUUGUCUUAAAAUCGUGGAUCUUUGAUGGUUUUUGUUAAUUUUGAGUCUGAGCAUAUGGAUUUGCUAUUAAUUA